Volvox carteri f. nagariensis is the source of this 1365-nucleotide messenger RNA. RefSeq lists its product as uncharacterized. The transcript is spliced from 6 exons. Gene Ontology annotation, biological process: RNA processing. Gene Ontology annotation, cellular component: cytosol. Gene Ontology annotation, molecular function: tRNA binding; rRNA binding; tRNA (uracil(54)-C5)-methyltransferase activity, S-adenosyl methionine-dependent. Lineage: Eukaryota; Viridiplantae; Chlorophyta; Chlorophyceae; Chlamydomonadales; Volvocaceae. The coding region runs from base 1 to 1365 and encodes 454 amino acids. The record is from RefSeq and is a predicted model, not a curated record.
AUGGCCGCAAUAGAGGCGCCCGUGGUGGAAGGGGACACGGAGCCGUCCCCGUCGCCUAGUUUUGUCGCCCCCCUCACCGUUACAAACAUAGAUGAAAGUCAGUAUGGAUCACAACUCCAGGCGAAGGUUUUUAAAUUGAAGGAGCUGUUCAGGGAAUUCGAUCCACCCGACCUGGAGGUUUUUGAGUCGCCCCCAAGGCGAGCGCCACCCCAGCCGCCGCCGCUGAAGACGGCGCUGAAGGCGCCGCUGCCGCAGCCAGCACUUCGGCAUCUGCAACAGUGGCAGCGGCGCCACGUGGAGGUGAACGAGCUGAUGGAGGCUGUACGUCAGGAGUGCAUCCAGUGCCCCGAGCUCCGGAACCGGCUCUUCCAGGUGAACUUCCACACCACGCUAGCUGGGGACGCCAUGGUGACGCUCCUGUAUCACCGCAAGUUGGGUGCGGAGUGGACCGCGGCGGCUGAGCGGCUGCGAGACGUACUCGCCGCCACCCCCACUGCCGCCGCUGCGGGCCGCCGACCCCACGUCAUUGGUCGCAGCCGCAAGCAGAAGGUGGAUCUGGAUGCGUCGUUUGUGUUGGAGAGGCUUCGUGUGGGCGGGCGAGAGUACGUGCAGAAGCAGGUAGAGGGAGCAUUCUCACAGCCCAACGGGACGGUGUGCCAGCACAUGCUGGGGUGGGCGCUAGACGUGACGCGUCCGCCGCCGCCGCGGCGGGUGCGGGCUCGGCGAGAAGGUGGCGAGGGCGGCGGAGGCGGAGUCAGCAGCAGCAGCGGGAACGGGGUCGCGGCGAAGGAGGUGGAAGAGGCGGCGGCGGUAGUGGCAACGGCGGAGGCGGUGGAGACGCCGGGGGAAGGUGGAGGUGAUGGUGGCGAGGAGGAGGACGUGGAUGGGCCUCAGGACGACUUGUUGGAGCUGUACUGCGGAAACGGCAACUUCACGGUCCCUCUGGCCCAGAACUUCCGCCGGGUGGUGGCGACUGAGGUUGCCAAGUCCUCCGUGGAGGCUGCUCGGUUCAACUUGGAGGCAAACGGGGUAAGCAACGUGUUUCUGGCGCGAAUGGCGAGUGAGGAGUUCGCCGAGACGAUGCGGUCCCGCGGCAGCCGGCGGCGACUGGAGGGUCUCGGGCCCUGGGAGGAGCUGCGGCUGAGGACCAUUUUGGUGGACCCCCCCCGGGCGGGGCUGGACGGCUUUACGGUGGAGCUGUUGAAGGAAUUUGACCGUAUCGUGUACAUCAGCUGCAACCCGGAGACAUUACACGCCAACCUGCGGGCCAUCGCAACAACCCACAAAAUCGCGCGCUUCGCCGCGUUUGACCAAUUUCCGUACACUCACCACCUGGAGUGCGGGGUGUACCUGACACGUCGAUAG